Lodderomyces orthopsilosis Co 90-125 is the source of this 1732-nucleotide messenger RNA. The record is from the annotation of a RefSeq genome assembly. NCBI's taxonomy places the organism in Eukaryota, Fungi, Ascomycota, Pichiomycetes, Serinales, Debaryomycetaceae.
AUGAAGUUAUUCAGUAAAGAAAGUAGUACUACCGUUGAUAUCGAAAGAAUUUCAGAUGCUGCCGAAUCUAUUGCAACUGAAAAAAUCAACCAAUACAAAGACUUUCACGCCAGAAUUGAUGUGGAGAAGCACGGAGAGACACAGAGGAGGAUCACGCCGCGUCAUGUGAGCUUAAUGAUUAUAGGUCAGUCCAUUGGAAGUGGUUUGUUUCUUGGUGUUAGAACUCCCUUGAAUAAAAGUGGUUCUUUGUCGUUUUUUUUGGCAUUCACUAUAUGGGCAGUAUUUGUCGUCUACCCCUUAAUGCAAGUUGUUGGGGUCAUUUGUUGCUACUUACCCAUUAAGGGUUCCUUUAUUCAUUAUAGCGCCAGAUAUGUUGACCCGGCUCUUGGAUUUGCUUCGUGUAUAAUCUACAUUUAUACAUGUAUGAUGUUUGUUUGUCUCGAAGCUACAGCUGUUGCACAGGUGAUUGGUUUUUGGACUGAUGUUAAUCCUGGUGCAUGGAUUACCAUCUGUAUCGUGAUCUAUCCGCUUAUCGGAAUCUUUGGUUCAAAUGUCUACGGAGAAGUGGAGUUUUACUCGUCAAUUUUGAAAUUGGUUUUGGUCAUGGGUUUGAUGCUUUUUUCACUUAUAUCAAUGUGUGGCGGAAACCCCCAAGGAAAAGCAUACGGAUUUCAACAUUGGAAAGAAGGUGGUUUGUUUAGAGAAUAUUUGGUCGGUGGUGAUACUGGAAAGUUUUUUGCAUGGUGGAGCUCUUUAAGAUGGGCUGCAUUUGCUGCCGGUGGCCCAGAUGGAUUUUCGAUGCUUGCGUCUGAAGUACAACGACUGAGGACAACCAUGCCAACCUCAGCAAAACGAGUUUACAUUAGAGUUUAUCUAUUCUAUAUUGGAGGUGUCUCUUCUCAAUUGUUUAAUUUCAUCAGUGAAUGAAAGAUUAGUUGAGCAGUAGUCAACAGGAUCAACAACCUCAGCAGGAUCUCCAUGGGUCAUUGGUAUGGAAGAUAUUGGAGUUAAAGGUUUGGCUUCAGUUAUCAACGCAUGUGUUAUGACUUCAGCAUUCUCCUGCGGUAAUGCAUUCUUUUGUUGUUCCACCAGGUCACUUUAUAGUGCUUCAUUGGCCGGUUACUUGCCACGAUUUUUAUCAAAGUAUUUGAAAAAUGGGUCUCCAGUUUACUGUGUUCUUGUCACUUUUGCAGUAUCGUUCGUCGCAUAUUUAAAUGUAAAUGAAGAUGGAAUGGUGGUCUUCAAUUGGUUUGUCAAUUUAUGUGCCACAGGAUUAUUAUUGGCAUACAUUUGUAUGUGGUGUUCAUAUUUUCAAUUCCGCAGGGCAUGGGAGGCUCAACACAAGACCAAAAUGAGAAACCCGGAGUAUCCCUAUUUCACCGGCCCCAAAUGGUUGCAUCCUGUUCUAACUUACUUGGGUAUGACAUUUACAAUAUUGGUGGUUUUCUUUAAUGGAUUCUGGAUCUUUUUCCCUGGAAAUUUUAAUGUAUCUAAUUUGUUUACAAGUUACUUUGCCUCAGCUUUCUUUGUUUGCUUAUUUUUAUUUUGGAAGGUCUAUAAAAAGACCAAGUUUAGAACACCUUUGACUGCUGAUAUCGUUAGUGGUAAGCAAAAAAUGGACGACGAAGAAGAGGUUGAGGAAAGAGAAUAUGCCGUAAAACAAGCCGAGUAUGUCACUGCAGUGUGGUAUGUCAAAGCAUGGAGGUGUUUCUACAACCUAUGCUUCAGCUAA